This is a messenger RNA of Megalobrama amblycephala (Wuchang bream), 5829 nucleotides long. It is a transcript of the gene map3k12, whose product is annotated as mitogen-activated protein kinase kinase kinase 12. The transcript has 14 exons. Gene Ontology annotation, biological process: protein autophosphorylation; JNK cascade. The record is from RefSeq and is a predicted model, not a curated record. The coding region runs from base 1403 to 4105 and encodes 900 amino acids. Gene Ontology annotation, molecular function: ATP binding; JUN kinase kinase kinase activity. Lineage: Eukaryota; Metazoa; Chordata; Actinopteri; Cypriniformes; Xenocyprididae.
AAUGAAUCAUUGAUAAUACACACUGCAAUAUUAAAUAAAAAUCAAGAAUAGUUUGGAAUAGUGAGGAAGACGUACAUGAUAACAUUGAAACACUCUUAUGAUUUUGGUCUCUGGAGAGGACUGUGGGUGAAUGACACAAGAACAAUCAAGAUAACUGCAUGUGAUUUGCUUUAUUUACAAGAAAAUACAAUUUACACACAUGAAAACACACACAAAAACAUGUAUUUACAGCUUUAUACAACUAAGCAAAAAGAAAAGUAAUAAAUUGAAAUAAGCCACAAUAAAUAAAUAUGAAUUUAGCAACAGAAAAUUUCUCAUUUGGCAACCCUUCACACUGGCCAACAAUUGAUUACUGUCAUUACUUAAUUUGUGUACAAAUAAAUGAAAAUUAAUGAAGCUAAAGCCGUUUUGUUUAUACCUUUACUCUAGUUGUCAAGAUCUAAUUUUUAACAUUUUUAACAUCAGUAGCACUUUAGUUUAGGGUUCAAAUCUCAUUAUUAACUAGUGUAUAUUACUAUAAUAUAAUAUUGGCUGUUUAUUAGUACCUAUUAAGCACAUAAUGUAUUUUCUAAUGUAUAUUCUUAUUCUGCAAUGAUGAUAUUAUACAUUCAGAGUUUAUUGAGGCUAAAGUUGUAGUUAAUCGUGAGAAUUGGACUCUAAACUAAAGUGUGACCACGUUUCCUUAAUAAUGUCUUAGUAAAUACAGGUCAGUGAGCUUAAAUCUUUUACUUUUCAUCAUCAUCAUCAUCAUUAUCAAUGCAUUUCUUUUACUAGAAAAAACACAUUAUUUAAUAACAGAGUUAAUAUAGCGCUUGACAUGAAGCACAAGGACACUAAAGGAAACGCAGGCUAUUGUUAUUAUCUGAAAUCUCUGACAGCUCGAGCAGUAAAGCCGUCAGUGAAUCACAUUUAUCGAGUUGGUUUUCCUUUAAACGCUGUCAAACAUCCAUUGAUCGUAAGGUCAGGCCGAAUCCACACACACAUUCACCGCUUGUGGCUUUGACGUCAUGCUCGCUCUCACGGUAACGCGCGCGCGCGCCCCCUAGCGGGCGUCAUCGCGCUCCGUGACGUCACUUCAGCACCGUAGAGGAGAAACAGCUCCUUCCGCUCGACUAAUGGACCCAAAUCCGUGAUCACGCAAUCCAGCCGAUGGAGCUCGACCCGGACCGGACUGAAACACACACCGAGCCCCGAGGACAGCAGGCGCGCGCGCGGUGAUCGAGCAGAGAGACGCGUUCACCGCGGAACCGAGAGCACAACAUCGGAUCCCACCCGUCACUUGACAACAGCAUCCUCCAGAGACACGGUGUGUUGAAGAGCAGUGGUGCUCCGGAGUGAGUGGUGAGGGCCACUUUUCUGAAGGGUGGGUAACUCGUGGGCCACCCUCACCCCUUCUGCCCCCAUGGCUUGUGUCCAUGAGCAACAUGCCCCUUCCCCCUCCCUCUCAGGGUUCAGCACCCCGCUCUCUGAUCCCCCCUUCUGCCGGCCGGAUUCGGAGGUGCCGGCGAGCACCCCAGACACUGAACUCACCCCGACCCAAUGCGUCCUCCGUAACGUGCUCUCCAUCGACCCCGUCGGAGGCGGCAGCGGCACUCACACCCACAGCAACAGCCCCACCCUGAGCGACGAGCCCACCAACUUCUCCAACAGUGUGCUGAAGCUGCAGGAGGGCGGAGCCGAGGGUGGAGCCGUGCGCAACCAGGCCGACAGCUUCCGGCUGCAGGCUGGCGGAGGAGGCUUUCUGGAAGGCUUGUUCGGAUGCCUGAAGCCAGUGUGGACAAUGAUUGGGAAAGCCUAUUCGACAGAGCACAAGCAGAGCCAGGAAGAAUCCUGGGAGGUGCCGUUCGAGGAGAUCUCUGAGCUGCAGUGGGUGGGCAGCGGGGCACAGGGGGCGGUUUUCCUGGGCAAGUUUCAUGGUGAGGACGUGGCUGUGAAGAAAGUGAGGGACAUCAAGGAGACUGAGAUCAAACAUCUGCGCAAGCUCAAACACCCCAACAUCAUUACCUUCAAGGGCGUGUGCACGCAGGCUCCGUGUUACUGCAUCCUCAUGGAGUACUGCGCGCAGGGGCAGCUCUACGAGGUCCUGAGGGCCGGCAGGAAGAUCACGCCGUCCCUGCUGGUGGACUGGGCCAUGGGCAUCGCCGGCGGCAUGAACUACCUCCACCUGCACAAGAUCAUCCACAGAGAUCUCAAGUCACCAAAUAUGCUGAUCACACACGACGACCUGGUGAAGAUCUCGGACUUCGGCACGUCUAAGGAGCUCAGAGACAAGAGCACCAAGAUGUCGUUUGCCGGCACUGUGGCCUGGAUGGCGCCGGAGGUGAUCCGCAACGAACCCGUGUCCGAGAAAGUGGACAUCUGGUCGUUCGGUGUGGUCCUGUGGGAGAUGCUGACCGGUGAGAUCCCGUAUAAAGACGUGGACUCCUCCGCCAUCAUAUGGGGCGUGGGAAACAACAGCCUGCAGCUUCCUCUUCCUGACAGCUGCCCGGACGGCUUCAAGAUCCUGCUCCGACAGUGCUGGAACUGCAAACCCAGGAACAGGCCGUCGUUCAGGCAGAUUCUGCUGCAUUUGGACAUCGCCUCUGCAGACGUGCUCUCCACCCCGCAGGAGACGUACUUCAAAUCACAGGCGGAGUGGCGUGAGGAGGUGAAGCAGCACUUUGAGAAGAUUAAGUCGGAGGGCACGUGUCUGCACCGUCUGGACGAAGAGCUGAUUAACCGGCGACGGGAGGAACUCAGGCACGCGCUGGACAUCAGAGAACACUACGAGAGAAAGCUGGAGCGGGCCAAUAAUCUCUACAUGGAGCUCAACGCCGUCAUGCUGCAGCUGGAGCUCAAAGAGAAAGAGCUGCUCAGGAGGGAACAGUGUCUGGAUAAGAAAUAUCCUGGUCUGUUCAAACAUCACCCCUCGACCACAGUGGACAAACUCAUCAAGAAGAGAAGCGUUCCUCAGAAACUGCCGUCUCACGGCAAGAGGCCUGAUCUCCUGAGGUCAGAGAUCAUUCUCCCCAAGAUGGACGCUGGUGUGCUGCAGGUGACCGUCCCGCCCUGUUCAAAUCGAGGACCUACCUCACCUAGUCGGGCUCGCAGGGUGAAAACCCGUCAUCGGAGGAGCGGCAGAGGAAGCAGUGGGGAUCUCUCAGGGCCUAAGCACCCUUCUGCCCCUGCUAGCCAAGAAAGAAAGCCCACGCUGUCCAACACGACGACGCCCGCUGCGCCCCUCACUGAAACGGCUUCAGGGGCCACCAUGAGGGAGGGCCAACUGGAGCCGCCCCCGCUGAAGCUGUCCUCGUCCAGCCCGGAUCUGCUGUGCUCAACCCGUCACGUUGAAGAUGGAGUCAGUGGAGCCACCACGACCGAAGCCCUGGGCAGAGAGACCAGUGGCGGGGCAGAAGCUGGGGCCGGUCUGGACGAGACUCCACCCAGAAGUGACACGGCCAGUGAGGAUGCCGCUUCACUGCCGUUCUCCAGCAGCCCUGAUUCGCCCUGCUGUGGCAGAAGUGGAGCGGUGGGCAGAACCCAUGCAGAGGAGAGAGAGGAGGGAACCGGUGCGGUGCGAUUGCCUAGAGGAUCCAGCGGAAGUCAUCUGACUCCAUCGGCCAUAUUGUAUCGAGCUGCUAUCACUCGCAAACAGCGACGUGGCGUUUCCUCUGAAGAAGAAGAGGGUGAAGUGGACAGCGAGGUGGAGUUACCAAGAAGACGACGGCCGACCAGUAUAACCAAGUGCCAAUCAGUAUCCACUUUCAGCUCAGAGAACCUGUCCGUCUCAGAGGGAGAGGAGGGCCACACCACUGACCACUCCCACAGUGGCACGCCAGAUGUGGUCAGUACCAACACAGACGAGCGUCUGGACGACCGCAGCGAUGACCUCAUCUCCCAAGGGUCUGAGAUCCCUGUGGAUAUUACAGACCCCACCCUGUCUGAAAGAGAGGCCGCCGCCCUCGAACAGGAGAGGGCGAAUUUUGAUCUGGAACAAAAUAUCCUGGAGACUCGCGCAUUAUGUGAGGACUCGGACUGUGACAGCGCUGAACUUGACCAAUCAGGGAGCGGAGAGCCGAGCCGUCCCCCGAGUGCAGGAGGCUGGGGCCAGGGGCCCCAAAACUGAAACACACACACACACAUGUGAACCCGUGCAAUCAAGCACACACAGGCAUCACACCAGCACACACUUUCACUUUUGGUUGCACCAAAGCGAAACUGAUUUUCGUGAAACACGUGUGCGCACACAUCAUCUGAGAAAUGCAGCGAUACGACAGUAAACACAAAACAACUAGCCACCUAAAGAACAAAUACACUGACACACUGGUCAUAACAACUUUGGGAUCGCAAACUGCCUCAUGACCAGGACGUAGCCACGGAAAAUAUAGGAAGACAAGUAGUGCAGCAAACCGCUGCUAGAGACGAGGAUUGCAGGAACUAUGUGAAAAGAUCAAUGCAAUUAAAAACUUCAGGGCAUUCCCAAAAAGCAGCAAUGAUGCUUUCGUUAAGUUUGCGCUAUUGUCGCGCAGAUAGACUUCCUGGUGCUACGAGAGUGCCGGAAUAAUGUCCGUUAAUGCGUGGAAGGCUUGUGGUUAGCAGUAUGAUUUGAAGUCAAAGAGUCUAGAUCGAACCUGAAUGUGUAGAGCCGGAUGAAAUCUUCCUCCUUCGGCCUGGAUGAAGUAGUUUUGCCAAAACUGUACCCCAAUAAUCUGUUCAGACAUGACGUAAAUGAAGUGUGUUGCUCUCGGAUUGGGACUGACUUCACUACUAUGUACAGAUGCUUCCUUUCCAAAGCAUUUACAAGGUGCAUAUACAAAUGUGAUACUAUAAUGCCCUGAAUUUAUGUAAAUAUAUAUUUAGUAAGUUAAGUCUAAGAAUAAAAAAGAAAACUAUUUGUUGACGUAAUUUAACAAGAAGACAAUAAAAACGGUCCAGUUUCGACUAUUCUCCUGUGCUUGUGCCACCCGACCACGGCAGCUCAAAACGGUCUGUAAAUGUACAGUCAUAUAGUCAGGUGCAGGACCUUUGGAUGCAAGUAUACGCAAACACAGACUGAACGGCACAUAUAAAUGUACACGAUCUAUGAUACGGAGAUAUCUGUUCCAACCGUUUGCUCUCCUCUGACCUCUCGGAUUACCUUUCAAUACUUUUUCUUUCGUAGGGACAUGCAAUAUGUACAUUUCAACUAAUCUGAAGAAAGCACUUUUAUUUUCUGCACUGUAAAAAUAAAGUAAAACAAAUAAAUGACAAUAAAAAUAAUGUAUAUGAAUUUUAGCUUGCCAGAUGUAGGUCUGAGAAGGGUAACGUCCUGAAGAACAAAAUGCAUGAUAUACAUUUUUAUGUAUUUUAAUUUUUAAAUCGAUUGUUUUUAUACAUCUAAAGAAAUGUUUGCACCUUUUUUACCUUGAAUGUGUAAUGUUGUGUUGCUUGUAGGCACUUUACAGUAGGAUGUUUAUAUACAUGAUCACUUUCUCAUGUUGCACUGAAAAUGUAUUUAAUGAUGGUUCCAUAGAUGCAAAUCUCCAGUAACAAGAGUAUGUAUGUAAAGACAACCUUUAAAAAAGUUUUUGACGAUAACACCUUGAACCACAUCUUUUUUUUUCUGAUGAUGUUUCGCUCUAUUCUGACUGAAACUCAGAAGUCCUCAAAUUGAUUAGCAAUAAUCUGACUAUGAAUAAGAAAUUGCUAUGUAAAGAAAAAAUACAUUUUCUGGCAUAUUCGCUAAAAGCAUGAAUGAACUGAGAUUACUGAAAUCAUGUAAACACCUCAAUCCACCAUCCUACAGCAAACCAUCUGAUGACACCUUUUAUGUUUGUGAACUUGUAAAAAUAAAAAUAUAUAAUUAUUAAA